GUUAAAGAACUUGUGAGACUUGAUAUAACACUGUAUAUAAAUCUGUAUGUUAAUAAGCUAAAGAACCUGUACUAACGGAAAAACAGCAAGAAUUAUGAACACUAGCGCGACAAACUCGAGCGAUAGCUCCAACAGCGACAGCGACACAGAAGAAGACGAUUCCUUUGAUAAUAGAUAUUACACCUGUUUGGUUUGCAUGCGUACAGCUCGUCUGCCACGGGUCACCUUUUGCGGCCAUGUCUUCUGCACCGACUGCAUUGGGAAAUGGAUCACCUGGCAAGGCAGCUUUGCCAAGUGUCCUUACUGUCAGUCGCGCGUCGGCAGCAAUACGUUGAUCACUGUGAGCUAUGGCCGGAACGGACAUCAUGCAUACGGCCGGUUUACACGAUGCAAGUCGAUUGCCCAGCAUCGUCACUUUGCGGAAACUAUUGCUAUGUAUGCCGCGGUGCCGGAGACGUCUAUGUAUUUGGGCGCGUACAUUGAACGGCCGCCGGAGCUGAUGCCGCGCAUCAAACCGCUGCCGGAGCAACUGUUGCGUGAUGUGUCCAAGUGUCAAAUACGACGAACCUUUGUCAUUGCUCCCAUCUAUCAGCGCCUUCUAAUAGUGGUCAUAAUCUUUUAUAUGUAUAUCGUGUAUCUAGAUGCAGACGGCGCAACCUAAGAGGAAUUCAACAGCUUUUCUCGUGCCAUUCAUCUAUCUAGUUGCGAUUGUUAUUUAAAUAGAAUUUCCUCCUAAA
Messenger RNA from Drosophila hydei, 737 nucleotides. Its product is annotated as E3 ubiquitin-protein ligase RNF170. Gene Ontology annotation, biological process: ubiquitin-dependent protein catabolic process. NCBI's taxonomy places the organism in Eukaryota, Metazoa, Arthropoda, Insecta, Diptera, Drosophilidae. The record is from RefSeq and is a predicted model, not a curated record. Gene Ontology annotation, cellular component: endoplasmic reticulum. The transcript has a single exon. The coding region runs from base 95 to 661 and encodes 188 amino acids. Gene Ontology annotation, molecular function: ubiquitin-like protein conjugating enzyme binding; ubiquitin protein ligase activity.